GGAGGGGCUUUAGCGCUUUAAGACCACGCGAGCGGAGCUGCGACUGUCCUCUGCCCGUGUCUCCGGGGUUCGCGCUGCGUUGCUCGGACUGACAGCCUUCCAGCCCUCGGUGACGUGCUGCCGGUCGUCUCCACGUCAGAACCGCCUCAUGAAGGGGAUCGGACUCGAUCCGGAGCUUCGCGGCUUCCGGCGGUCGGUCGCUCUUCCAUAGCUGCCCGCAGAGACCUCAGCAGCGCCAAAGUUUGCGACAUUUCCUGCAACAGCUGGUCUUCUCCUCCGGACCCAGAACGGCCCGGGAGCGGAGCCGCCGCGGCUGUGCAGCGGCUGCGAUGGUCAACAGCAGAGUGGAGGCCCCCACGGUGACGGUGAUGGGUGGUGGGGGAGCCACAGGAAGGUCAUGUGGCGGAUGUGGGGGCCGCAUCCUGGACCGCUUUCUGCUCUUCUCCAUGGAGCGGUACUGGCACACGCGCUGCCUGAAGUGCUCCUGCUGCCACGCCCAGCUGGGCGAGUUCAGCAGCACCUGCUACAGUAAAGGUGGAAUGAUCCUCUGCAAGAACGAUUACAUCAGGUUGUUUGGACACAGUGGAGCCUGCAGUGCUUGUGGACAGUCCAUACCUGCCAGUGAGAUGGUGAUGCGAGCACAAGGCAACGUUUAUCACCUGAAGUGUUUCACCUGUGCCACCUGUAGGAACCGCCUGGUCCCUGGAGAUCGCUUUCAUUACAUCAAUGGAACCAUCUUCUGUGAACACGACCGGCCAGGCGGAGGCCUGCACGCCACACACUCCAGCAGCAUCAUGUCUGAUCAGAAGGUGUGCUGAGGAAAUGGUAACAUGGAAAACCAACUCGUGCCUCUUUCUCCACCUGCAUUGUAUACAGCACCAGCGGUCGUCCUCUGAUGGAGCAACACCAACUGCAGCUAAAGGCUUUGAGAUGGACCAAUGGACAGGCCUAGAGGAACAUUGAUCACCACGGUGAUCUUACAGGUGUGCUCGGCCUGAAGACCGGAUCCAGAGUAGCGUGUUGGAAUUAUCUUUUGUUAUUUUUGUUCAGGAUGGUGAAGAACACAAGAUGACACCAGCGGGAAGUUGAAGAAAAUUAACUUAAGAUUCCAGAGUUGAACUGAUUACGGUGAAAUUCAGAUGUUUUCAGCAUAAGUGUGAGCUGCCUUGUGAUCCAGAUAACCAUCCACCAGAUAUUCUUGAGAAGUGGCUGACAUCUCUGAUAACACCCAACCCCUCCCUUUUAAGGGUUUUAUUUUCAUCAUUGCUAUAACGGGGUUCCCCUUUUUUUAUUGUUUUCCACCCAAUUCUACGUGUUUCUUUUUUUAAACAGUACGCUGUAUUUUCUACGUCCUGAUUGGCUGUUGAGCUUGUCAGUGAAUCUCUUGUUUGCUGUGUCUGCCGUGUUCAGUUUACUGGAGUUGCAUAAACCUUUGAUCACAAUCAGAUCUUUGUUUUCAUUCUACAAUCCUGGACUUAUUUUACUUUAUUCGCUGAGCAGUUUUAAACAUCUGAAAUGCUACUCUGUUGAUCUCCUCCAUCACAGGUUAUUUUGUGAGCAUGUCGAUAAAUGAGGGGCCACACUGUUGUAAAUGUCUUUCCCAGCAAGCUCAGCUGUUUAGAAAUAAAACUGCUUAGCUCCCAGUUGUAAA
Messenger RNA from Oryzias melastigma (Indian medaka), 1651 nucleotides. It is a transcript of the gene lmo4la, whose product is annotated as LIM domain only 4a. The record is from RefSeq and is a predicted model, not a curated record. Bases 330 to 818 code for a protein of 162 amino acids. Lineage: Eukaryota; Metazoa; Chordata; Actinopteri; Beloniformes; Adrianichthyidae. The transcript is spliced from 5 exons.